Synchiropus splendidus (mandarinfish) is the source of this 2220-nucleotide messenger RNA. It is a transcript of the gene trip13, whose product is annotated as thyroid hormone receptor interactor 13. Gene Ontology annotation, biological process: reciprocal meiotic recombination; meiotic recombination checkpoint signaling. The record is from RefSeq and is a predicted model, not a curated record. Bases 531 to 1907 code for a protein of 458 amino acids. The transcript is spliced from 15 exons. Lineage: Eukaryota; Metazoa; Chordata; Actinopteri; Syngnathiformes; Callionymidae. Gene Ontology annotation, molecular function: ATP hydrolysis activity; ATP binding. Gene Ontology annotation, cellular component: chromosome; nucleus.
GUCUUUGUCUUUUUCAGACUUCUUUUUCUUCUUCUUCUUUUUCUCUUUGUGUCGUUCACGUUCGAGGUCGGAUCUGUCGUCAUAGUAGCUCGAAUCGUGGCCGGAACCAGAGAGCUCUGUCACUUCACUCCCUCCCACUUUGAGUACAAGCUUAAGGGGCUUCUCAAGUGCCAUGUCUUCAUAGUCUGCAUGCAAGACAAAAGUAAUGGCAAUUCAACUAGGAAGAUAAACGAAGUGUUUUGAUGUUUGUGUUGUUACGUGAAAGAGAAAUGCGGACUCAUGUAUUCGAAUGGAACUAUUUCCUUGUACACAAAACCAAAGUUACAGGUAUCGUUCUGCCAAACGCACAUUACUAUUUCUAUUACAACAAAACGGAUCGAUCCGGAAUUCUACAAAAAAGACUUGCAACCGAUGAAAAUCAAAUGGAUUCCAACUGGAUGCCUAAAUGAAUGAGAUCCAUUUUCAUCUGAUAGCCGCCGAGAGCUAAGCAGAACAAAAGCAGCAAGAAAAAAAAACAAUCUUUCACAAGAAUGGAGAUGGGAGACCGUACACAAAACAUCCACGUGGAGGUUUGCGUAAAAGCACGAAGUACUGCAAAAUGGUCCGAAGUAAAGCUGCAUGUCGUGGCCUUAAUGGAUCGACACAGUAUGGUGUUUGGGAAUUACAAAUGGACCACAUUUGAUGAGGAGUUCCUCGCCAACCAUGUCGAAUCUGUGGCCAUUGUUGACGUAGAGACAAUGAGCCGCCAGCCCCUUGACUUGAGGAAUUGCUCCGUCUUUGUUCACAUCUUUGCUCUGCAUGAGGAUGGUCCCAGCACACUCAGUCUGGAAGAGGAUGAGAGUCUUUCUGCUGCAAACCACUGGUUGCUGCCUGCAGUUGAAUUUCAUGGCAUUUGGGAGACUCUGGAGUAUGACGAUGGAAUCAAAACCCAGCUGCUGGAUUAUGUGACAACGACAAUUCACUUCUCAGACAAACAUGUGGACAGCAACGUCAUCUGCUGGAAUCGUGUUGUGCUGCUGCAUGGUCCGCCUGGGACAGGAAAGACAUCCUUGUGCAAAGCUCUAGCUCAGAAGCUGUCGAUCAGGCUCUCCAACCGGUUUUCUUACGGACAAUUUGUUGAAAUAAACAGCCACAGUCUAUUCUCAAAGUGGUUCUCAGAGAGUGGCAAACUGGUGACAAAGAUGUUCCAAAAGAUCCAGCAGCUAGUCGAUGACAAGGAUGCUCUGGUGUUUGUUCUGAUUGAUGAGGUGGAGAGCCUGACAGCAGCUAGAAACGCCAGCCAAGCAGGAACUGAACCCUCAGACGCCAUCCGUGUGGUCAACUCUGUACUUACUCAGCUUGACCAGAUGAAAAGGCAUUCUAAUGUGGUCAUCCUGACGACGUCGAACGUGACGGGGAAGAUUGACCUGGCGUUCGUGGACAGGGCUGACAUCAGGCAGUUCAUCGGUCUUCCGUCUGAGAAAGGAAUCUACAGCAUCUACCUCUCCUGUUUGGAGGAGUUGAUGAAGUGUCAGAUCAUCUUCCCACGGCACCAGCUGUUCAACAUCUUUGAGCUGGAAACGAUGGACUUUGCACAGAGCGAAGUUUCUGAACACAGUCUGGCUCUCUGGAACAUUUCUCUGAAGAGCAAAGGCUUGAGUGGAAGAGCUCUCAGGAAGACACCGUUUCUAGCUCAUGCCCUGUUUGUCCAGACUCCUACUGUGACUCUGGAAAUGUUUCUGGAGGCUUUGGACCUGGCAGUGAAGAAACAGCUGCAGGAGAGAGAUAACUUGGUACGUGGCUGGGAGCAGUGGAAUAACGGCAGCGGUGCCAACGGUGAUUCAGACAGAGCCGGGCCCACACUGCAGUCAUGUUCGCUCGCAGGCCCUGGAAACUCUGGUCGCUUGCAGCUCUUCUUCUUUGUGUGACGUCAUCAUCAGCCAACACUGCAGCACGUCAAGGAUCAAGUCAGGUUCAGAGCGUCCUGCUGGUAGUUUAACUGAGACACAUGCUGUCCAGGAGCCAAAAAUGAAAACCAGGUGUGGAUUACAUGUUGGAGUUCAAUGAACGAACAUCGGACGUUGAAGAGAGGAAGCUGAUGAUGAAGCUGUUCCACGGCCCCACGUGGUUUCUGAUGAUCGAUUGACGGCCUGGCUUUCUGAUUUCCAUGUGGCCUUCUUCAACUGUGCCAGGAAGAAGAGUGAAGAGCCGGGCCCACCUCAUCCUUUGGGUUAAUUUUCC